AUGUCCUCCGACGAAAUCGUCUGGCAGGUAAUCAACCAGCAAUUUUGCUCGUUCAAACUCAAACUUAGCACCAAAGACCAAACCUUCUGCCGCAACGAAUACAACCUCACUGGCUUUUGCACCCGUCAAUCCUGCCCGCUCGCUAAUUCCCGCUAUGCGACCGUCCGCCCUGAUCCCGAGACCGGGGCAUUGUGCCUCUUCAUCAAAACCCCCGAACGUGCCCAUCUACCAAGUAAAUGGUGGGAAAAAAUACGGCUGCCGAAUAAUUACGAAAAAGCCCUGGCGGCGAUCGAUGAGAAACUGGUCUAUUGGCCGAAAUUCUACGUACAUAAGAGUAAGCAAAGACUUACGCGGUUGACGCAGGUGGCGAUUCGCCAGCGGAGGAUUGCGAAGGAGGAAGAAAGACUGGGGGAAAAAUUGGUGCCCAAACUGGCGGCGAAAGUGAGGAGGAGGGAGGAGACGCGAGAGAGAAAGGCGGAGAGUGCGGCGAAGGUGGAGAGGGCGAUUGAGAGGGAGUUGAUUGAGCGGCUGAGGAGCGGCGCAUAUGGGGAUAGACCCGUGAAUGUGGAGGAGGGUGUGUGGAAGAAGGUGCUUAGGGGAUUGGAACGGGAGGAGAAGGGGGAGGAUCUGGAGGAGCAAGAGGAGGAAGAAGACCAAGAGGCUGAAGCGGAAGUGGAGUAUGUGAGUGAUAUGGAGGAGAGUGAAGGAGAAGAUGUGGGAGAAUUGGAGGAUUUGGACGGUUGGUUUGGUGGGGAGAGCGCAGAUGAAGAAGAUGGUGAAGACGAUGAAGGUGAAGAGUCUGAAGAGGAUGAGAGCGACGAUGGCUCUGAUGGGAGCGAGAAGAGCACAGAGGACGAUGAAGAAGAUGCCGCUCCAGGAAAGAAGAGAAAGCGUGCAGCAAAACCACCGACGAAGCCUCGCAAGAAACAAGGCCGGGUGGAGAUUGAGUAUGAGACGGAGUUGCCGCAGAAAGAAGUCUUACUUGCUUGA
Messenger RNA from Rhinocladiella mackenziei CBS 650.93, 990 nucleotides. RefSeq lists its product as uncharacterized. The transcript has 2 exons. Lineage: Eukaryota; Fungi; Ascomycota; Eurotiomycetes; Chaetothyriales; Herpotrichiellaceae. Gene Ontology annotation, biological process: maturation of 5.8S rRNA; maturation of LSU-rRNA. Bases 1 to 990 code for a protein of 329 amino acids. Gene Ontology annotation, cellular component: preribosome, large subunit precursor; nucleolus. The record is from RefSeq and is a predicted model, not a curated record.